AUGGCGUCGACUAAUCCUUCGGUGCUCCUGUAUGGUCCAGGAAAAGCGAAAAUUGAAGACAGACCUCUACCAGAGAUCAACAGUCCUACUGAUGCAAUAGUUCGGAUCAAGUUCGUGGGAGUGUGCGGGAGUGACGUUCAUUUCUGGACUCAUGGAGGCGUUAAUGGGAAAGUGGUCUCCGAGUCAAAGCCGUUGGUCAUGGGGCACGAGGCCUCAGGUACAAUACAUGCUGUCGGAUCGGCGGUGACACAUUUGAAACCGGGUGACAAUGUUGCGAUUGAACCGGGCCAGCCUUGCCGUUCUUGUGUGCGGUGUAAAGAAGGGUUGUACAAUCUUUGUCCACAAAUGAAAUUCGCCGCUUGCCCGCCCGAUACUCCCGGAUGUUUGACAAAGUAUUUCAAGAUUCCUGCAGAUUUUUGUUACAAACUGCCACUGGGGGUAAAUCUGCAAGAAGGAGUUCUAGCAGAACCACUUGCUGUUGCAGCGCACGCUGUUCGGAUGGUUAAGAUCCGACCCGGUCAAAGUGUCGUGAUAUUUGGCUCCGGCACCAUCGGUCUCGUCUGCGGUGUCGUUGCUCGAUUGUUCGGAGCGAAGAAGAUUGUUGCUGUAGAUUUGUUGGACCAUAAGCUGGAGUUCGCCAAAGGACUCAGUCAAUCAAGCACAUUCAAGCCAGACCUGAGUGCGUCGCCAGAGGAGAAUGCUACUCGCUUGAUUCGAGAACAUGAUUUGGGACUAGGGGCCGACGCCGUCAUCGAAGCAUCCGGAGCUGAGAGUUCGAUAGCUACUGCGGUGUACGUUCUUCGGCCAGGAGGCUCAUGCGUACAAACAGGACUGGGUAAGGCGAUGGUGAAUUUCCCUAUUUUGACAAUGAGUGAGAAAGAGCUGCACAUGCAUGGGGCGUUCCGGUAUGGUCCAGGUGACUAUAGGGUCGCCAUGGACAUACUCGAGGCUGGUACCAUCCCGCUCAAAACCUUGAUUUCCAACGUGUUCGAUUUCGAACAGACCACAAGCGCAUGGGAAGAGACUAAACAGGGGCGGGGUAUCAAAAAUAUGAUUCGAGGCUAUGGGUAUAAAGAUCCUGGUCGAGUAAUUCAUUUGUAG
Rhinocladiella mackenziei CBS 650.93 is the source of this 1101-nucleotide messenger RNA. RefSeq lists its product as uncharacterized. Gene Ontology annotation, biological process: D-sorbitol catabolic process. Bases 1 to 1101 code for a protein of 366 amino acids. Lineage: Eukaryota; Fungi; Ascomycota; Eurotiomycetes; Chaetothyriales; Herpotrichiellaceae. The transcript has 4 exons. The record is from RefSeq and is a predicted model, not a curated record. Gene Ontology annotation, molecular function: zinc ion binding; L-iditol 2-dehydrogenase (NAD+) activity.